AUGAAAACCUACCUGAAGAAGGCCUGCGCUAGCCGUUCAUUUUCAGUUCGAGUCGCUAUCUUGCCGAAAGAUGCCGCACUUGCAGCGCCUUUACCCGACCUGGGCCAGGCAUUCCAUACACAUCGCAAGAAGCCUCUGGCGCCGCUGCACCCAACUGUCGAGGAGUCCAAAGUUCCAGCGCUACGUGCGCCCCAGCAAAAUACUCUGAAAAUAUUCACAUCGAUCAGAUCUCACCAGCAUCGCGCCGUCGGCCUGAUCUUGCGGGCCCUCGCUGCUGGCAGUCUGCUGAUCCUGAUGAGUGUCAUCCACCAGGACAACGACGACUCCGGCUCCCACUACAUCCACCCGCGGCACGCCAUGCAAUAUCCCCGACUAGGCCCGUCGCCGUAUGGCCCAGAUUACUUAAUUUUACUUGUAAUAAGCUUAGGUUAAGUGCAAUUAAAGCGUAAUCUACAGUUCACAGUCCGUUUCCGGAUAGCCGCGCUGAUCGUGAUUGCGCUCACCUACUGCUUCGGAUAGUACUGUAGAGAUUAACCAGUUGCGGCCUGUGCAACAUUACUUAUGGCUCACACAGUGAAUUUCCCUGAUUCACACACCACAUAUUUAUAGACACAAAUGUCGUUCAAUUAAUGUAUAUAAUUUAUGGAGGAUGCCGCACUUUUCCGUAUACCAACUAAGUCC
Molecule: messenger RNA, 681 nt
Organism: Drosophila miranda
Lineage: Eukaryota; Metazoa; Arthropoda; Insecta; Diptera; Drosophilidae
Exons: 2
Coding region: 1-432 (143 amino acids)
Source: RefSeq, a predicted model, not a curated record